UUUAGUAAAUUUCAAAAUUUGUGCGAGUAUCCUACGGUUGCGGCUUUUUAUUCCCAAUUUUUAUUGUUUAUUUAAAUUUUUAGUUAUUGUACUUUGUCGUUUCAAUGGCCAAUUCAAACUUUGGUACUUUAUGGAUAUGUCACCCCCCCUCCUAUUUUGAGUCUCAGAGUUUUCCUUAAACGUAUAAAAUGGUCAGAGAUUAUUUUCUUCUCCAUGUCAAUCAUUUUUCUUUCUUCAAGCAAAAUAAGUGAAAUACGAUAAAUGUAGAAACGAAAUGAGUGAAAUGUAAGUACAAAAUAUGUGAAAAGGCAAAAUAAACAAGCAAAAUACUUGAAGAAGAAAAAAAUGAUUGACAUGGAGAAGAGAAUAAUCUCUGACCAUUUUCUACGUUUAAGGAAAACUCUGAGACUCAAAAUAGGAGGGGGGGGUGACAUAUCCAUAAAGUACCCAAACUUUCAAAAUCGUGCGGAUUUUUCCAAUGAUUUUUCUAAAUACGUUAAGAUUUAUUUUUAUAUGUACUUUUACAGGUUCGACCAUUUGGAAUUGGAUGGGGACGAAUUCACGGAGAUGAAAAAGAAAUUACUUGAAUCUGAGCUUUGUCUACUUAAUGUUUUAGGAUUUGUUGUCCACGUACACCACCCUCACAAAUUCGUCUACAUUUACUUGCAUAUUCUUGGCUUGUUAUAUAAGGAAAGUGAUCCGAACGCGACUAAAGAACAGAUUAACAGGAGUAAAGAAUUACUUCAAAAAGCUUGGAGUUAUAUGAAUGAUGGUCUUCGAACAGAUAUAUUUUUACGUUAUACUCCAGAAACGAUUGCUUGUGCUUGUAUUCAAUUAGCUGCCAAAACUGUUGAUCAUCCUGUAAUUCUUCCCAAGUCUCCUCCAUGGUUUGAGCUCUUCGAUGUGUCUGAUUGUGAUAUUCGUCUUAUUUCUAAAAUAUUGAUGUGUCUUUAUACACGAAAAAGAGCUCCAAGUCUUGAUUUUAUUAAUUCACAAUUGAAGCUACAUCAAAAAGAACCUUCAGAUUCUAAUAAAAAUGAAGAGGAGGUGACUGAUAAAGCAUAUGCUGAUAUACAAAAAGUAGUUAAAGAAAGAGCUAUUAAAGCUAGUAAAAAAGGAGAUGAAAAAGCAGUGAGAAUUAAAAAAGUAAGUAUGAAACACGUUUUCGGCCCUCCAUUUCAUAUUAUGGUUGAUGCAACCUUUAUUAGUUAUUGCGUAAAAAAUCGAUUGGAUAUAAUGGAAGGAUUUGAGGAUUGUCUUUUUGAUAAAGUAAUUCCAUACAUUCCCAAAUGUGUUAUUGUUGAAUUGGAAAGGAAGGAACGUCGUUUUAAAUCAGUUUUGAAAAUUAUAAACGAUUAUCGUUGGCAAAGACUACAUUGUUCUCAUAAAAAAAGUAUCAAUUCAGACGAAUGUAUUAUUCGUAGAGUUGAAGAGCACAAAAACUGUGUCGUUGCUACUUGUGACAAAGAUUUACAUAGAAGUAUCCUCAAAAUUCGGGAUGUCCCAAUUAUUUAUAUUCGAGAUCAUCAACUUACAAUUGAGCGUAUGCCAAGUUAA
Meloidogyne enterolobii is the source of this 1557-nucleotide messenger RNA. Lineage: Eukaryota; Metazoa; Nematoda; Chromadorea; Rhabditida; Meloidogynidae. The record is from the annotation of a GenBank genome assembly.